AUGGCAGCUGCUGCUCCCCAGGCGCCCCAAGCGCAAGGGCGCCGCGCAGCGAUAGCCUCUUGCAUGUUCAUGCUGGUACUCGCGACUGCCAGUCUUUCAGCAGCACAGACGAUCCCAAAGCCCGCCCCCAAGGCCUCUCCUGCUGCUGCCACCCCUGGCUUGACCUACACCAUUGACAACACGCCCAACAACUUCCCAAUCACGUUCACUGACUUUGCUGCCGUCCCCAAGCCCGCCGCCUGCAAGUCGGGGCCGAGGACGAAGCGCCUGCCCGCCACCAAAGACACCGUUCACUGGGGAUACUGGUAUGGCGGCGCCAAGCCCGCGGCGGUCGUGGCCUCGGGUGACACCAUCACUGUUGAGAUGCUGACUCACCAGGCGGGUGACGCCGCAGAUCUCAUGAUCCAGGGUGACAAGCCCGUUGAGGCCAUCUACCAGUGGACCAAGGACAACAUGACAAUCCCGUUCCGCGGCUACUCGGGCCGCGGUGACGGCAAGCACAUCCUGACUGGCCCCAUCCACAUCUGCGGCGCGGAGCCAGGGGACACUGUCAAGAUCGAGAUCCUGGACCUGUACCCCCGCCCCAACCCCCUGACCAACAAGACGUACGGGUCGCAGGCCGCCGCCCGCUGGGGCUGGCAGUUCAAGACCGGGUUUGCAUCGGGCUUGCCGCGGGAGGUCGUUAACAUUUACGAGCUGGUCAAGUCGCCCCGCGCUGGGGACUCCACCAUUAUGUACGCCGCCCCGCGCUUCUCUUUCGCAGCCACCCAGGAUGAUCCCGCCAACGUCUCAGACAUUGUGAUCACCACGCCCUGUCAGCCUGAUGAGUAUUCGGUGCCCCGCACGUACCCUGGAUUCGGCUACACCCUCAAGAACCCUGACCGCCUGUACCCCGCCAUCGGGAAGGUCCCCUGCGUCAACGGCACCCAGACCUGGCCCCGCAUCGUCCUCGGCGGCAUGGUCCGUCCCAACUCUGCGCCGCGCAGCACCAGCGUAAACGGCAAGUUCCGUGUGCCGAUCAACCUCCACAUCGGCAACAUUGGCCUGGCCCAGCCCAUCAGCAUUCCCUUCACGUCGACCACCCCCACCAACACGGGCAACAACCUGGACAACCGCCGUCUGGGCAAGGGCGCAACCCUGUACCUUCCUGUCAAGGUCUACGGCGGCCUCCUGCAGAUGGGCGACUGCCACGCGGCGCAGGGUGACAGCGAGUAUGACGGCACCGCCAUUGAGACCUCCAUCACGGGAGACUUCAAGAUCACCCUCCUCAAGGCCGCCACGUGA
This is a messenger RNA of Monoraphidium neglectum, 1284 nucleotides long. RefSeq names its product AraC family transcriptional regulator. Lineage: Eukaryota; Viridiplantae; Chlorophyta; Chlorophyceae; Sphaeropleales; Selenastraceae. The record is from RefSeq and is a predicted model, not a curated record. The coding region runs from base 1 to 1284 and encodes 427 amino acids. Gene Ontology annotation, molecular function: hydrolase activity, acting on carbon-nitrogen (but not peptide) bonds, in linear amides. The transcript is spliced from 12 exons.